This is a messenger RNA of Pichia membranifaciens NRRL Y-2026, 1641 nucleotides long. RefSeq lists its product as hypothetical. The record is from RefSeq and is a predicted model, not a curated record. Gene Ontology annotation, biological process: intracellular monoatomic cation homeostasis; intracellular signal transduction; protein phosphorylation. The annotation marks the transcript as partial. The transcript is spliced from 3 exons. NCBI's taxonomy places the organism in Eukaryota, Fungi, Ascomycota, Pichiomycetes, Pichiales, Pichiaceae. Gene Ontology annotation, molecular function: protein serine/threonine kinase activity; ATP binding.
GUUGCUGAACCACAUUCUUCUUCAUCCAAACUGACUUCAAGCGGUUCUCAAUACUCAAACAAUGCAUCGCUUAAUAAAGAUCCUCGUGCGUUGAGACACACAGAAACAGUCAAUUAUGGUGCCACACAUCUAAAACAUCAACGAGAGCAGGUAAUAAAGUUGGCAGGAGGUCGAAUAACUGUCUAUGAAUAUGGUCGCUCUCACGAACAUGACUACUCAAAGUAUAAAACGCACCCAAAUAAGCCGAUGAUGGGAAUUUUCAACUGGAUGAAGAAGAAAGAAUCUUCCAAAACAGAAAGAGAGGAUUCUUAUGAAAUCAUUGAAAAAUCAGUAAGUUUGCUACCCGAUAAGUAUUCGGGAGAUUUGAUGCGUGUGAAAAAUAAUCCUAAGAACUAUAUUUGGAAUUAUGAUGACGAUGAGGAUGAAGAAGACGAAUAUGUUGAGGAUGAUGACGAUGAGGAAGAUGAUGACGAUGAUGACUUUGACGACGAAGUUGAUAAUAUGAUGAUCGAGCCAAUAAUAGGAAAAGAGCAGGUCUUUUUGAUCAAUAGCAUGUUGAAUAAAAUUGAACAUCCCGAAAAGUUUAAGUCAAGGCUUGAAGAAAAAGAGCGGGAGGGCAAGAUUAAGUUGAUGCUGUCGCAGAAAUACGGACAUAUUGAAGGUGUUGUCGGUAAAGGUUCCUAUGGUACGGUGUGUAUUUCUUCAAAGACAGUUGGUACGACAAAGAUUUAUUUUGCCAUCAAACAACUUAAAAGGAAACAAGGGGAGUCGUUACACCAUUUUGGGAAUCGAGUUACCAGUGAGUUCAUGAUUUCUUCAUCGUUAACACAUCAAGCAGUCAUCAAUGUUUACGAUUUGAUGGUUGAUCCGGUUUCUAUGACAUACUCUGAAAUUAUGGAGUUCAUACCCUGUGGUGAUCUUUUCUCCUUGAUAUCUACGACAAAUGGAUUGCACAUAGUAGAGUGCGAUUGCUUUUUUAAGCAAAUCCUCAAUGCGAUAACUUAUCUACAUUCAGUUGGUGUUUCACAUAACGAUCUCAAAGUUGAGAACUUGUUACUCACUCGGAAAGGCCAACUCAAAAUAAUUGACUUUGGUACAUCUGCAGUAUUCCGGACAGCAUGGGAAAGUGAUGUUCAGCUUUCACGUGGUGCCUGUGGUUCUGAGCGUUAUGUGGCUCCUGAACAAUACAAUAAAGAGCGUGAAUAUGAUCCAAGAUUGGGCGAUGUGUGGUCACUAGGCAUAAUUUAUCUGACAAUGUAUUACGGUAAAUAUGCAUGGGAAGCUGCCAAAAUGAGUGACGAGACAUACGCAAGAUUUAUUGAUACUAGGGCUGUUUUUGAUUACUCCUACAAAAGCUCAACCAAGGCACAUCAAUUUUUAUGUGUCAAGCCAGGUGGAUAUUCUCCAAUUGAAGGCAUCAAAGGUGAAUAUGUUAAUGACUCCAGGAAAUAUGUUUUAUACAAUAUUUUAAAUCCAGAUCCUACUUUCAGAAUGAGAACUUAUCAGAUCUGGCAAAGUGAAUGGAUUAAGAAUUUCCAUGUGUGUGACGCUGGUAGAGGUUAUGUGAGUUAUGACAAUUACAUUGAGAUGGCCCUACGAAGUGCACAAGACGUUGAAGCAAGAGAACGAGAGUAUGAAAGU